AUGGCUCUUAAGAGCAUCAAAGACUCUGGUCUCCUACAGGCGGCGCUGAUGGUGGUGGUGUUGGGUGUAGCUCUCGCUGCCCCCUCCGACCCCUACCGUGUUCAACCUGUCCAUAGUUCUGUAUACAAGCAGCCGGGGAUGCCACACGACUUCACAUACAAUGUUAGGGACGACUACUCCGGCACCAACUUCGGCCACAGUGAGAACUCCGACGGCAACACCGUCCGUGGCUCCUACAGUGUCGACCUUCCCGACGGACGCAAGCAGACGGUUAAUUACGAGGCCGACCACAACAAGGGCUUCACAGCUGAUGUACAGUACUCUGGAGAGGCUCACCAUCCCCACCAUUACAGACCUCCUGUCACCUACAAGUCACAACCUUCGUACCAACACACGCCCUCAUACACAACCCCAUACCACCCAUAAAAACAUCUUACCUAUUUAAACCUUCAGGAUUGUUGUUGCUCAUUUGUUAAAAGAUUUUACUUAUGUUUUAAUGUGAAUAAACUCAAGCAAGUUUAAAUUUCAUUUGAAUAUACCUUAAUGAAUUUGCUAAAUUAUCAAUAAUCGGAAUCUUAUUAGGUGAACGUGUCGUUCAGCACAUUAAGACACCAUAAAAGUAUAUAUCUCGUCUAUUGUUUAUACUUUAUAGUGAAAAAUCACAUAUGAUAUUUGGAUUCAUAUUAUUUAUAGAAACCGUGUGGCGGUAAAGGUUUCUAAAGUAAAAGCAAAUAAAAGGCAAACACGAGCAAAUUAUAUUAAUAUUGGAGAUAAUGAUCGUCUCUUUACAAUGACACUGUUGUGUUCAGUAGCUUCCAAAGUUAAGUUUGCUUAAGUGAACAAGCCAGAAAUGUUUUAACUAUAUGCAAUAAGUUUUAAAACGUUUGGAUUUAAUAUGGUUAUUAUUCACCUAAUUGUUAAAUUUAAAGCAAACAAAUUUUAAUUCUCAUACUGCAAUUGUUAUUUCCGUUGAUACACGAAUUAUUAUUGAUAUGAAAUAUUACGAGAGAUUCCUACACUAUACAAGCACAGAACUGGAGAUAAAUUCAGUAAAGUUAUGUAUUUACAAUUUCGGUGUUACGAAACGACAAUAAGUAAUUAUCUCUCCAUAGCUUGGCUCCCUGUGGACUCCUCCCAGUGCCGACCCUACACUUACCUACGUCAAGGACAACCUUCAUCACUAUAUAAAGCUCAACCAUCAUCCUCUCCACAUCACUCGCUCCUCAGCUUCGGUAACUUGUAGACGACAUGAUCGCUAAGGUAACGUGUUUUCAAGAUGUAUUUUUUUCUUUUAAC
Molecule: messenger RNA, 1296 nt
Organism: Procambarus clarkii (red swamp crayfish)
Lineage: Eukaryota; Metazoa; Arthropoda; Malacostraca; Decapoda; Cambaridae
Product: cuticle protein 7-like
Cellular component (GO): extracellular matrix
Source: RefSeq, a predicted model, not a curated record